AUGGAGGCUGAAAACACUUUCCAGGGCGGCCCUGUGCUCGUGAAUGGCAUACAACGCACGCUUCAGGACGAGGACCGCUUCAACCCGCGCUUCAAACCUCUGCUGCCGGAGGAGGACGAGGCAUGGAAAGAGUUGAUCAAGUGCGGCGGUGCUGGCGAGGUGGCAGACACGGCAGAACAACAAGCGAAGCGCUAUGAGACGGCCAAUGAAAGGUCGCCCGAGACACAUCCCGGUCUUGAGGAGUUCUGCUAUGGAACUCCCGACGUGGUGAUCACAUGUAGCAUGGACUACCUGAUUAAAACCUGGGAUACGAAGUCCUACAAGGUGAUUCAGGAGUUCGAAGGUCACUUGAACUUUGUGAAUCAGGUGGUGACGUAUCGAGAGGAUCAGAUUUUGAGUUGCAGUGAUGAUUACACUUGUCGACUCUGGAAGAUGGGAGCACGUGGGACAACCGGCAAGUUGCUGUUCACGUACUGGAUCAACAUGUAUCCCAUGAAAGCAGUCUGUGCGCUACCGGGCCAGCGGGCCGCGGUGGGAGGUCUGGACAAGACCGUGAGGAUUUUCAGCUUGGUCACGGGCUGCACACUCUUCAGGAUGAUGGGCCAUAAAGAAGUUGGUCCCGACAAGAACUUCUUCCAGCUCGAGGGUUGCGGCUCCAUCUUCUCCGUUCUGCACCUGCGCCAGAACAUCUUAGCCUCCGGCUCGGACGACAGCACGGUGCGACUCUGGGAUAUUGACACCGGAAAGUGUUUGAGCGUUAAGAUCGGACAUCAGGGCUAUCGCGAGGACGUCGGCGAGCCGGGUGUUGGCUGGACGCUUUCCGAAAGGUUCGCCACCGUCACCAAGAUGUGCCACUUGGGUAAGGAUGGUCUGCAGUUUGCCAGCUGCUCCUAUGAUAGGACGGUGGUCAUUUGGAACGUGGCGGCAGGAUCGCAGCUUGAGGUGCUGAAAAAGUUUAAGGCUCAUGGGAACGGCAUUGUGAGCAUUGGCUAUGCGGGGAAAAACACAAUCGCCACAUGUUCGGGAGACAAGACCGUGAAGAUCUGGAAGUGGGAUGAGGAACCACCGUUGCUGCUCUGCGAGUUGAAAACUCGAGGCAUCGCCAGUGACGUCUGCAUGAUCGAUGAUGACACGGUCUUCAUCGCUGGAGGUGAUGCCACGAUUCGCAUCUACAACUGGAAGGAGGAGCGCGACGUGACUCAGUUCUAUGCCCACGACAUGACCUUGCAAUGCUGUGUGCCUGUCCUGCCUGUCCUGCCUGCCCGGGCCCAUCCGAAUCAAUGGACCGAGGUACCCAUCAUGUACCAGAACGUCACAUAUCCCGAGAACGAGGAAGACAGCCGUGCUGCUUUGGAGCAGAUGAGGAAAGUCCUCUACAACGCCCUAAAUUACUCAGAAGUCUGA
Cladocopium goreaui is the source of this 1404-nucleotide messenger RNA. NCBI's taxonomy places the organism in Eukaryota, Dinophyceae, Suessiales, Symbiodiniaceae. The record is from the annotation of a GenBank genome assembly.